Messenger RNA from Hypomesus transpacificus, 1047 nucleotides. It is a transcript of the gene crcp, whose product is annotated as calcitonin gene-related peptide-receptor component protein. Gene Ontology annotation, cellular component: RNA polymerase III complex. The coding region runs from base 79 to 516 and encodes 145 amino acids. Lineage: Eukaryota; Metazoa; Chordata; Actinopteri; Osmeriformes; Osmeridae. Gene Ontology annotation, biological process: transcription initiation at RNA polymerase III promoter. Gene Ontology annotation, molecular function: nucleotide binding. The transcript is spliced from 6 exons. The record is from RefSeq and is a predicted model, not a curated record.
AUGGAAGUGUAAGAAUGAUAUAGAUCUAGUUGUUUUAUUAUUUCUAAAGAUCAAAAGUUACUUACACGUCAUUAAUAAAUGAAGGAUGCCAACGCUGCUAUGCUAAGCAACUAUGAAGUGUUUCAGCUACUGACGGAUUUAAAGGAGCAAAGAAAAGACAGCGGUAAAAAUAAACACAGCACUGGGCAACAGAACCUCAACACAAUCAUGUAUGAGACGCUGAAGUACUUAUCCAAGACACCAUGCAGCAGACAGAGCCCAAAGAUCAUGAAGGAUUUUCUCACCACCAUGAUGCCCCAUAAACUUACCAAGGCUGAGAAGCUCCAACUCCUGAACCAUAGACCACAAACAGCAGUAGAGAUACAGCUGAUGGUUGAGGAGAGUGAAGAACGCUUGUCAGAGGACCAGAUUGAGGAGCUUAUUCAGAAAGUUACUAAGGUCCUCCCUGGUGACCCGGAGCAAGAAGGCAGUGCCCCCGCAGAUGCACAAGAAAUGGAUGGGGGCACCAGCCAGUAAGAAUGUAGACAUGGGAAAAGGGAGGAUACAGUGUCUCACCACAGUCCUGAUGAACACACAAGCCUUGCAUUCAUCAUAAUUUUUCACUUCAGAUACUAUGUUGGGAGAGGCAGGUUAAAAAGGUUUACUGAACAUGACGACAGUAUCUAUAGAUUAUUUGUAGGAUCAGUUUAAGUCCUAAACCCACACUCCUUCUGUGCUGUUCAUAUCUUGGUGGAUAUAAGGUAUGGAGGUGGAGAUUAAACUGGAGCAGUCAUCUGAACCAAUAGUGCAACAAUAUAAAUGAGGACUGCAUUUUCUUUGAAGAUGGGAUGAGCUGAACAUAAGAGGUUCUAUUGAGCUGACUGAUCUUAGGACCUGAGAUCAUGUUUUCUCUGAAAAUAUGGAUACUAGGAUGCACAGGGCAUGUUGACAACGAUACAUAAGACUAUACCUGUACUGUACCUGCAUGAUCCUGCAGUGUCCUAUGUAGGCCUAUAGAUGGCUUCAAGUGUUUUACAAACUGCAGAAUAAAAAGGUUCUAAAAAGGUU